Molecule: messenger RNA, 4315 nt
Organism: Syngnathoides biaculeatus (alligator pipefish)
Lineage: Eukaryota; Metazoa; Chordata; Actinopteri; Syngnathiformes; Syngnathidae
Product: zinc finger protein 268-like
Exons: 5
Coding region: 59-2833 (924 amino acids)
Biological process (GO): regulation of transcription by RNA polymerase II
Molecular function (GO): DNA-binding transcription factor activity; RNA polymerase II cis-regulatory region sequence-specific DNA binding
Source: RefSeq, a predicted model, not a curated record
CACAGCCACUCACUGAAAACGAGAACAGAGGCGAGCAAGUCAUCGCAACGGCCUCAAAAUGUGUAAAGUCCAAAUGCUGAGAACGUUGGUGAAGCAGCGACUGAACGUGGCCGUCGAGGAGAUAUUUGAACUGCUGGAGAGGACGAUCGCGGAGUACGAGGAAGAACUUUGUCGAAGUAAAGAGGAGAAUGCGCGACAACGCGAAUUAUUGAACUCUGUUCUCGAGCCUCACGUCGCGGUGCAACACGAAGCAGACAUCCGGAAGGUGUUGGCAAAGAGUCACGAAAAGGUACCUUCUGAUCACGAGGAGCAAAAGUGGCGCUCCAAUCUGCGUAUUAAAGAAGAAGAGGAGGUCACGUGGAGAGGACAGGAUGGGGAGGCUGAUGUCGCCGCCGUCGCAUUGAUUGCCAUCCCUGUGAAGAGUGAAGAGGACCAAACUCAGUCCUCACAACUCCAACACAAUGAGGAGACCAAAGGCAGCGGCUCAAGUCAACACUGUGGUGGAUCUCAACCGGACAAUUUUGCGACGGACGACAGGAUGUCCCGUUCUUCUGACGGCGACACCAAAAAGGCUACGAAGAGCUCUCGCGGUGAUGCCAGUCCGUUUAUCUGCUCCGAAUGCGGGAAGACGUUCGUCCAGAAGUUCACUUUGAAGAGACACAUGAGGAUACACACAGGAGAAAAACCGUUCAGCUGCGCGAUUUGCUCUCGGAAGUUCGCCAGGAAGUCGGUAAUGACCGCCCACGUGUCGUCGCACACGAGUGAGAAACCUUUCGUGUGCGCCAAAACCUUCUCAGUGAAGAAAUACAUGAUGGCGCACCUGAGGACGCACUCCGCAGGGAAACCGUUUACCUGCUCAGUUUGCGCCAAAGGUUUCUCCACCAAAGCGCAUUUGAAGAUCCACACCAGGACGCACACGGGAGAGAAACCUUUCACCUGCGAAGUAUGCGACAGGAAGUUUAUGAGAAAACCCGAGAUGAUGAUUCACAUGGCGACGCACACGGGCGAGAAGCCUUUUGACUGUUCCGUUUGCGCCAAACGUUUCUCGGCCAAGAAAUAUCUGAUGAUGCACGUGAAAAGGCACACGGCGGGGAAACCUUUUACUUGUACCGUGUGCGCCAAAAACUUCUCCAGUAAAGCUUACGUCAUGAUACACACGAGGACGCACACAGCCGAGAAACUCUUCGGCUGCGACGCCUGCGAUAAAACAUUGACCUUUAGAACCCAGAUCAACAAUCACGGGUGUUCCGGGGACAAAAAUAGGAAUAGCGACAGUUUGUCGACAAGAAAAAUGUGCAAAGUGCAAAUGUUGCGGGAGAUGGUGAAGCAGCGACUGAACGUGGCGCUCGAAGAGAUAUUUGGACUGUUUGAGAGGACAAUCGCGGAGUACGAGGAGGAACUCAGUCGAUCAAAAGAGGAGAACGAGCGGCAACGCGAACUCCUGGCCGCCGUUUUCACCUCUCAACCGGGGCAAGAGAAAGCAGACACCCAACACCCGAUUGAGGUUCCCUCAGAGCCACAGCAGGAGCCUGUGGAGCCUCCCCACAUUAAAGUGGAAGACGAGGACGUGUGGCGCGCUCAGGAGGAGACCAAUAUCGCUCGGUUACCGCUGACCGAUCUCCCCUUAAAGCGUGAAGACGAUGAAAACGGAGCUCACGCCUACCACCUCCGUUACAAUCAAAGUGAGGAGAGCGGAGCGGCCGGCGGAGGACCCCAAGCGGACGCCAGCUUCGCUCCCCUGUCGGACGUGGACAACGCGAUGUCGCGCUCAUCUGAGACGGACCACAGCGACGACGCCGGAGGACGGACGAAACGUUUUAACCACGCCAAAAGCGACACGGCGCAUCACACCGACGACAGACUCUUCGACUGUUCCGAAUGCGGCAAGACGUUCAGCAGGAAGGGGACGUUGAACCGACACAUGAGGACGCACACCGGAGAGAAACCUUUCGCUUGCUCAUUUUGCUCUAAAAUAUUCUCCUUAAAGCAUCACAUGGACAGACACAUGCGAAUACAUACCGGGGAGAAACCAUUUUCCUGUUUGUUUUGCCCGAAAGGAUUCAGAGACAGGUACAAAAUGAUGACGCACAUGAGGACGCACGCUUCUCAGCUGCCUUUUACCGCCGGCGGCUCCAAUCAACGUUUAACUACAGAAGCUGACAGAAAGCGCUUUAAAGUUCUUCACUCACAACCAAGCAAGGUGGCUCCACUAUCAGAUAUGGACGACGCGAUGUCGCACACUUCCGGGAGCGAGCACGGCGAAGACGGCGAAGAAGCUAACAAGGACUCCAAGUUCAGGUGCUCCGAAUGCGGGAAAAUGUUCGGCCGCAUGGGAAGUUUAAACCGACACAUGAUCACGCACACCGGGGAGAAACCCUUUGCUUGCUCGGUUUGCGGAAAUAGAUUCUCUUCAAAGGAACACCUGAAAAGACACGUGACGAUCCACGCGGGGGAGACUCCGUUCGCGUGCGGCGUUUGCGGGAAAAGAUUCCGAGAUGAGCGCGAAAUGAUACCGCACGUGAGGACGCACGCCGGCGAGAAACCUUUCGCGUGCUCGGUGUGUCGCAAAUGUUUCUCGCGGGAGGACGACAUGGCGUUGCACACCAGAACGCACGUGGGAGGACGUUUCGCGUGCUCCGUCUGCCACAAGCGGUUCUCCAGUAAAAAGUAUGUGAUGAUACACAUGAGGACGCACACCGGGGAGAAGCCGUUCACGUGCGACGCGUGCCACCAGAGGUUCACGUAUAAGUACCAGGUCACCAGACACAAGUGCGCCAGUGUGCACGAAAGCUGCUUGGAAGCGACGUCCCGACCCGUUUUGUUGAGCGAUUAGCUCGGUUAAUGUACACGUGAACGGACUUUCCAUGUGCUCUAAUAAGCAGUUAUGAACAAAAAAAUUCUUCCCAAAGAAAUUAUACCACUUUCUUUUCCUUUUUUUUUUUUUUUACUGUACUUAGAUUUGAGUACGAUACCAAUUACCGAUAAUUGAUAACGCCAUUGCGUCGUGCAAUCGUGAUGAAAAUAAGUUUUAUUUUUUUAUGCAAGUACUAUGAAGAGAAAUACUUCCUGUUGCACACAAAUAUUUUUUUAGAGUAACUAAUUGUCAUUUCUGACAUUUUGCAUGUCCAUUCAUCCAUCCAUUUUCUUAGCCGCUUAUCCUCACGAGGGUCGCUGGGAGUGCUGGAGCCUAUCCCAGCUGUCAACGGGCAUGAGGUGGGGUACACCCUGAACUGGUCGCCAGCCAAUCGCAGGGCACAUAGAGACAAACAGCCGCACUCACAAUCACACCUACGGGCAAUUUAGGGUGUCCAAUUAAUGUCGCGUGUUUUUGGGAUGUGGGAGGAAACCGAAGUGCCCAACCGGAGAAAAGCCACACAGGCGGAGAACAUGCAAACUCCGCACAAGCGGCGCCGGGAUUGAACCCGGGUCCUCAGAACUGUGAGGCCAAUGCUUUUACCCGCUGAGUCACCGUGCCCCAACUGCAUGUGUCACUACAAAAUAAAAUUCCCAAUUUUCAGUUUCUCGUGAUUACAAUGUGGUAAACCGACGUAAUUUUCACUUUUUCCCCCUCAAAAACGUCAAAUGGUGUAUGGUAGUCUUAACACAUUUUAAUCAUUUGAAGCUGACCUACAAUGAAGUACAUUCAAGAGACUUUUUUCAGUGUUGGGGGGCACCGGACAAAAGGAGUGCGAACAGCAGCUAAGAGACAACGAAGAAGAAUUUAGGAGUCUGCUGGAUAUGAAGAAGUAGGAAUACGGCUGCCACGUUACUGUGUGUUCGCUCCAAAAUAAAGUGCGUAAAAAAAAACCAAAAACCAAAUACAAGUUUGCUUCUUGAGAACAUCAAAUUAUUUUCCAGCGCAUAAUUAGCGGUUGGCUAAAUGUUUUGUUGAUCGUAAAGUAUCACCACAUGACUCCGAGCCAGAAGGUGAAUGUCAAACUGCUCAAGUGGUCACAGUAUGUAUAACUGGCGUGUUUUUAUGAAUACGAGUAUGUAAAAUAGUCAUUAAUGCGGUAGUGACACACAAGAUGGCGGACAAGGGAAUCCUGGGACUGUGGUGAUGUCAUCGGAAAUCUGCCUGCAGCUCUUUUUCACGAUGGCAAUAUUGCAAGUAAAUAAAGAUUAUUUAUCGAGUACUUUUCACAAAGAGGGCUAACAAAAUACCUCAAAAUUGUAAAGAAUUUUGUCUUAAAUACAAAAUAUUGUAAUUAACGGGUUAUUCAAUCACCACGCAUUAGCGUUACCAUUGGUGGUGUUGAAAUUGUCAAAUUGAAUGAAACAUUGAUUUAAAAUGAGAUCGUCACAGCCCGGUAGG